AUGAAAUGCAACAUGAUAACAAAAGGUGAACUAAACUUCUUGAGAGAAGAGAUGGAAAAAGUCAAAAAACCCCAAAUCUCGCCGACUAUCCGAAGACACUCAUCCAACGUGAAAACGUAUGACGCUAUUCAAUUCCGGGAUAAAUUGAGAAGAGGUGUAUCGUUAGAAAAUAUCGGUCCACAUCGUGUCUGUUUCUAUCCACAACCAACACCAUCCCACCGCAAUCCACCAAACGCAAAUCGUCCGGUUAUAUUCUCAAAGAAUCCCAUUGGCUCAGCAUCGAAAAACAUCAGCCGAAAAGUUUCCAGUUACUCAAAAAUGUCAAGUUUGGCGAGAGUUGCAUGGGUAAGUGGUUCUGGGUUUCGAAAAUGA
Messenger RNA from Caenorhabditis remanei, 372 nucleotides. RefSeq lists its product as uncharacterized. The coding region runs from base 1 to 372 and encodes 123 amino acids. The transcript is spliced from 4 exons. NCBI's taxonomy places the organism in Eukaryota, Metazoa, Nematoda, Chromadorea, Rhabditida, Rhabditidae. The record is from RefSeq and is a predicted model, not a curated record.